GCAAAGAAGAAUAAGAAUAGUAAUUUUGUUAAUGAUUCUUAUUCUUCUUCUUUCUUUGCCAACUUCCCUCCCAAAAUUCACUCUUUUUUUGUUCUUCAAUGGAGGCCAAGCUUCUUUUGAAAUCUUCAACCACCUUCGCUGCACCUUGUUCUCUCUGUGAUUCCUCAAGACCCUUUUCUUCUUUUCCUCUCACAACUCCAAGGCCUUCCUUUCCCUUCAACCCCAUUUCAGAUUUCUCCCAAAAAUGCACCCUUUCUAUUCGACCAAAUGCCGCUUUCACCGAAUCAAUGCCUACAAAGAAAAGGAUUGAUGAAAGUGAAAACCUGACCCUUGAUCAUAUAAGACAUUCAUUAAUUCGUCAAGAGGAUAGUAUAAUCUUUGGCCUCCUGGAGCGAGCGCAAUAUUGUUACAAUGAAGAUACAUAUGACCCUGAUGCCUUCUCCAUGGAUGGAUUUCAUGGCUCAUUAGUGGAAUACAUGGUCAGGGAAACAGAGAAACUUCAUGCCAAGGUAGGCAGAUACAAGAGCCCUGAUGAACAUCCUUUCUUUCCAGAUGGCCUACCUGAACCAUUGUUACCGCCUUUGCAAUAUCCUAAGGUAUUGCAUCCUAUUGCUGAUUCUAUCAAUAUAAACGAUCAAGUUUGGAGUGUAUACUUCAGAGUUCUUAUCCCGCAACUAGUAAAGGAAGGUGAUGAUGGUAAUUGUGGAUCCACUGCUGUUUGCGACACAAUGUGCUUGCAGGCACUUUCAAAGAGAAUUCAUUAUGGAAAAUUUGUAGCCGAGGCUAAAUUUCAAGCUGCCCCAGAUGAAUAUAAAGCAGCCAUUAUUGCACAGGACAAGGACAAGUUGAUGGAAUUGCUAACGUAUCCCGAAGUCGAAGAGGCAAUUAAAAGGAGAGUGGAGAUGAAGGCCAAGACUUAUGGUCAGGAAGUUGUUGUAAAUAUGAAGGAACAUAAAACUGAGCCAGUUUACAAGAUUAAUCCAAGAUUAAUUGCUGAUCUAUAUAGUGAUUGGAUCAUGCCAUUGACAAAGGAAGUUCAAGUUGCAUAUUUAUUGAGGAAGCUAGAUUGAAACAUAUAUAACACCCAUCUUUUUAUGGAUCUUAUUAUCCAAUUAAUGGUAUGCUUAAUUUGGAUUGGUUUCUUUUCAAUAUGACAAUAUAGUUCUAGCAUUUUUAAAUUAAAGUGUGAGGGGUGUUGUCUUAUUCAUGGACAACGAUUUUCAUUA
This is a messenger RNA of Arachis stenosperma, 1226 nucleotides long. Its product is annotated as chorismate mutase 1, chloroplastic-like. Gene Ontology annotation, molecular function: chorismate mutase activity. Bases 99 to 1070 code for a protein of 323 amino acids. Gene Ontology annotation, biological process: aromatic amino acid biosynthetic process; chorismate metabolic process. Gene Ontology annotation, cellular component: cytoplasm. NCBI's taxonomy places the organism in Eukaryota, Viridiplantae, Streptophyta, Magnoliopsida, Fabales, Fabaceae. The record is from RefSeq and is a predicted model, not a curated record. The transcript is spliced from 6 exons.